Molecule: messenger RNA, 1447 nt
Organism: Pan troglodytes (chimpanzee)
Lineage: Eukaryota; Metazoa; Chordata; Mammalia; Primates; Hominidae
Gene: FGF21
Product: fibroblast growth factor 21
Exons: 3
Coding region: 708-1337 (209 amino acids)
Biological process (GO): fibroblast growth factor receptor signaling pathway
Cellular component (GO): extracellular region
Molecular function (GO): fibroblast growth factor receptor binding; growth factor activity
Source: RefSeq, a predicted model, not a curated record
GAAGUUGAGGUUGGCCCACGGCCAGGUGAGAGGCUUCCAAGGCAGGACACUUGUGUCUCAGAUGCGGUCGCUUCUUUCGUACAGCAAUUGCCGCCUUGCUGAAGAUCAAGGAACCUCAGUGUCAGAUCACGCCCUCCCCCCAAACUUAGAAAUUCAGAUGGGGCGCAGAAAUUUCUCUUGUUCUGCGUGAUCUGCAUAAAUGGUCCAAGAGGUGGUUCUUCCAGGAGCCCAGCACCCCUCCUCCCUCCGACUCAGGUGCUUGAGACCCCAGAUCCUUCUCUCUGAGACUCAGGAAUGUGGGCCCCCAGCCCCUUUCACCUGGGUCCCAGCUAACCCGAUCCUCCCCUCCCUCAUCCCCUAGACCCAGGAGUCUGGCCCUCCAUUGAAAGGACCCCAGGUUACAUCAUCCAUUCAGGCUGCCCUUGCCACGAUGGAAUUCUGUAGCUCCUGCCAAGUGGGUCAAAUAUCAUGGUUCAGGCGCAGGGAGGGUGACUGGGCGGGCCUGUCUGGGUAUAAAUUCUGGAGCUUCUGCAUCUAUCCCAAAAAACAGGGGUGUUCUGUCAGCUGAGGAUCCAGCCGAAAGAGGACCCAGGCACUCAGGCCACCUGAGUCUACUCACCUGGACAACUGGAAUCUGGCACCAAUUCUAAACCACUCAGCUUCUCCAAGCUCACACCCCGGAGAUCACCUGAGGACCCGAGCCAUUGAUGGACUCGGACGAGACCGGGUUCGAGCACUCAGGACUGUGGGUUUCUGUGCUGGCUGGUCUUCUGCUGGGAGCCUGCCAGGCACACCCCAUCCCUGACUCCAGUCCUCUCCUGCAAUUCGGGGGCCAAGUCCGGCAGCGGUACCUCUACACAGAUGAUGCCCAGCAGACAGAAGCCCACCUGGAGAUCAGGGAGGAUGGGACGGUGGGGGGCGCUGCUGACCAGAGCCCCGAAAGUCUCCUGCAGCUGAAAGCCUUGAAGCCGGGAGUUAUUCAAAUCUUGGGAGUCAAGACAUCCAGGUUCCUGUGCCAGAGGCCAGAUGGGGCCCUGUAUGGAUCGCUCCACUUUGACCCUGAGGCCUGCAGCUUCCGGGAGCUGCUUCUUGAGGACGGAUACAAUGUUUACCAGUCCGAGGCCCACGGCCUCCCGCUGCACCUGCCGGGGAACAAGUCCCCACACCGGGACCCUGCACCCCGAGGACCAGCUCGCUUCCUGCCACUACCAGGCCUGCCCCCCGCACCCCCGGAGCCACCCGGAAUCCUGGCCCCCCAGCCCCCCGAUGUGGGCUCCUCAGACCCUCUGAGCAUGGUGGGACCUUCCCAGGGCCGAAGCCCCAGCUACACUUCCUGAAGCCAGAGGCUGUUUACUAUGACAUCUCCUCUUUAUUUAUUAGGUUAUUUAUCUUAUUUAUUUUUUUAUUUUUCUUACUUGAGAUAAUAAAGAGUUCCAGAGGAGGAUAA